AAAGUAUAGGGAGACUAGGGUAUAAGAGGGAGACCCAGCCUCCCUCUGUGUGCUCCACACCUGUGUCUGGCACCCGAUCCUGUGUGUUGGUGGGCACUUGAAGAUCAGCACCAUGAAGAUCCUGGUCUUGGCCUUGGUGUGUCUACACCUCUCAGAGGGUUUGGAAAGAGUCAUCCUGAGGAAAGGCAAGUCUAUCCGCGAGGCCAUGGAUGAACAGGGUGUACUGGACACAUUCCUCAAGAACCACCCAAAGGGUGAUCCAGCUGCCAAGUAUCACUUCAACAACGAUGCUGUUGCUUAUGAGCCCAUCACCAACUACCUGGAUAGUUACUACUUCGGGGAAAUCAGCAUCGGGACACCACCCCAAAAUUUUCUGGUCCUCUUUGACACUGGCUCCUCCAACCUGUGGGUGCCCUCCACCUACUGCCAGAGCCAGGCCUGCUCGGAUCACAACAGGUUCAACCCCAGCCAGUCCUCCACCUUC
Molecule: messenger RNA, 484 nt
Organism: Manis javanica (Malayan pangolin)
Lineage: Eukaryota; Metazoa; Chordata; Mammalia; Pholidota; Manidae
Product: pepsin B-like
Biological process (GO): proteolysis
Molecular function (GO): aspartic-type endopeptidase activity
Source: RefSeq, a predicted model, not a curated record